Messenger RNA from Naegleria gruberi, 762 nucleotides. RefSeq lists its product as uncharacterized. Gene Ontology annotation, cellular component: endosome; Golgi apparatus. The transcript has a single exon. The record is from RefSeq and is a predicted model, not a curated record. Gene Ontology annotation, molecular function: GTPase activity; GTP binding. The coding region runs from base 1 to 762 and encodes 253 amino acids. Lineage: Eukaryota; Heterolobosea; Eutetramitea; Acrasida; Naegleriidae.
AUGGCUUGUCUCCUAUCCGAAGAAGAAGAAAUGAUUGCACAACAUUUUGAUUCAGUUUCGGAACGAUGGAUUGAUGAACAAUUGAAAUAUUUGAAAAAUGUUUUUAAUCAAUUCUCAGAUUUGAAAUUAGAAAAACAAAGUUCAAUUGAACUAUCCAGAUCAACACUAUUCGACAAUGCUCUUUCCUUCAUAGGCUCCUUCUUCUUGCCAAAUAAUUCUUCAAAUGAUGUGAAGGAUUUCGAUUUCCUUUCAAAAAUCCUAUUGGAAGGAGAAAGAUCGAGUGGAAAGUCAUCGUUCCUCUAUUGUGCAAUGAAUAAUGGUGAAAUUAUUCAAAAUUCAAUGCCUCCAAUUGCCUGUUUUGCUCGGAAAAUAUUAACAAUUGGUCAAGAAAGAGUUAAGAUUGAAGUGUGGGAAAGUGGUGGAGAAAGAUAUCGGCCUCUGAUUGCUGCCAAUUAUCGAAGAGUUGAAUUUAUUUUGAUAUUUGUGGAUCCUUUCAAAUGGAAUUCGAAACAGUCCACUGAAUUAUUGAGCAAAAUCAAGGAAGAUAUUGAGAAAUAUUCAUCGAAAAAGAUUGAGGUUAUCUUUAUUACAACAAGGAAAGACAUUGAACAAGAGAAACGAAACCUUUCUAAUGAAAAAGCAGAUGAAUAUGCUUUUGAUAAUUAUUUUGGAGCUCUACAUUUCAAUAUUACAAAUAAUCAAGCUGAGGAACCAAAAAGAAUCAUUUGGUAUUGCACAUUACUCAAGUAUUUACUUUCGUAA